AUGGACACUACCAACAUUAAUUUCCAUGAAACCAAAUUCAUAGACGAAAACGGUAUACCACAAACCACAAGAAUACCCGUAGUACAAGAUUUAGCCCUCCUCAAAAACCUUCCCCAAAGAUUCAUCCAACUUGCUUCAAUUUCCAAAUCUUUUAGUCAUGAUAUUCCAGCCAUAGAUAUAGCAAAACUUGGUGGCGGUCCGGAGUCGGGGGCGGCCAAAGUGGAGGAGCUAGACAAGUUGGUCAGUGCUGCUAAAGAAUGGGGAGUGUUUUUUAUCAAAAACCAUGGUAUAGAUUCUUGUAUAUUGCAUGAUGUUAAGGAUGUUGUGAAGGGUUUUUUCCAGUUGUCUUUUGAAGAGAAGAAAGCUAGUGUUGGAUCAUAUAUGAGUGUUGAUAAUAUGGGCUAUGGGAGGAAUUUUGUGAAAUCAGAAAAUCAGCCAUUGGAUUGGAUUGAUCGAUUGACGAUGAAGGCUGCUCCAAGAGAUGCCACUCAAGGACUCCAUGUUUGGCCUCAAAAUCCACCCAACUUUAGGCAAGUCAUAGAGAAGUAUGUGGAAGCUGCUAGAGAACUCUUAAAUGGGCUUCUCCAAGCCCUUGCUGAGUCCUUAUCACUUGAUGAACACACAUUCCUCCAAUACUUUGAAGAAGAAAAAAGUGAAAUCAAUGUUAGAGUAAACUACUACCCACCAAGCCCAAGGCCUGACCUAACAUUGGGCAUAACCCCACAUUCUGAUGCAAGUGCCCUAACUCUCUUGCUCCAAUUUGAUUCCUCUAAUGGGCUCCAAGUAUUUAAGGGCAAUGAAUGGAUUACAGUGAAAUUGCCCAAUGAGGGAUUGCUUGUGAGUAUUGGGGAUUUGAUGGAAAUAAUGAGCAAUGGUAGGGUUAGGAGCCCUUGGCAUAGGGUAGUGAACCAAAUGGAUAUGGACAGAUUUUCUGUGGCUUUAUUUUAUAACCCACCUUUGGAAAAGGAGAUUGAGCCUGUGGAGGAGAAUGAGGGGUACAAGAAAGUGAAUGUGGGGGCAUAUUUGAAGCACUAUUAUGAAAUUAGUCCUACUUCAAGCAAAGAAGCCAUAUUGUUUGCUAAAGAGUAG
This is a messenger RNA of Fraxinus pennsylvanica, 1089 nucleotides long. NCBI's taxonomy places the organism in Eukaryota, Viridiplantae, Streptophyta, Magnoliopsida, Lamiales, Oleaceae. The record is from the annotation of a GenBank genome assembly.